CCAACGGUACGUGGAGCCAGCCACCAAGCCUCUGUCUGCUGGGGGCUCCGACAAGGAGGGAGGGGAAGAGAGGGCCUUGGGAAGAGCAGGAGGGCGGCGCUCAGGGACUGUGGGUGCAUCCCACUCCAGCCCGCUAACUCCCACAUACGGCAGCUGAGCUGGGCCCCAAGGAGAGGCUGCAUAGGUGGGGCCAGAGCAGGGCUCGCUGGGGGAGCAGACACAAUGGCCACCAUGGAGGAAGAGGACCUGUCAGAGUAUUUCCGCAUGCAGUAUGGGCAGAAGCUCCUGAAGCUGCUGAUGAAAUUCCCAGCACCGGAGGAGCAAUCCCCAUCGCCGUCCAUUCGGCUGCUGGAGAAGAAGAAAGAGGCCACGCUGGUGCACAGGGCUAUGGAGGCUCAGAAGGAGGCUUUCCGGACGAGGAUGGAAGCCCUGAAUAACCGAUGGGAGGAGCUCAGGGCCAAGGAGAUUCAGCUGAAGGCUUAUAUAAAGAAAUUUGAGCAGUUCAUACAGGAAAAUGACCAAAAGCGAAUUCGAGCCCUGAAGAAAGCCAACAAGGAGAAAGAGCUGAAGAAACAGAGGGUGAAGGAGCUGGCAAAGGCCAAGCUGGACAUGGCAGUCCUAAAACAGGAGCAUCAGCGGCUCUUCAACAAGCUGCAGCAGUACUCCAUCUUCAACAAGUACCUGGAGAAGGUGGUCGAGAUGUCGGAGUUUGAGGAGAUACGGGAAGUCAUUGGCCGGUACAAGACGCUGGUGGGCAUGCACCAGGAUCUCAUGCAAUCGGCGCAGGAGGGGCUGGAGAUGAUCGAGCAGGCGAAGGUGCGCCUGUCUCACUAUACGGAAGAGAAGGACGACGAGAUCCUGCAGCACAACAACGAGCUGGCACGCCUGCAAAUGCGCUUCGACCACGCCCGCAGCGAUGUCAUCGUCUGGGAGUCUCGCUGGGCCCACAUCCAGAACACAGCUGCCAAGAAAACCCUCAUGCUGGGCACCAUCAAGAUGGCCACCCUGAACCUCUUCCAGAGCGUGAGCAAGCAACUGAAGGAGACCUUGAGCGUGCCUGUGGAGGACACCCACAAGCAGCUGGACAUGAUCCAGCAGUUCAUCCAGGACCUCUCCGACAUCUGGGCAGAGGUGAAAAAGAAGGACGCCCAAAGCCGGUCACUGAUAGUUGUGGUCAAGGACGUGUAAGGGAAACACCAACUACCCCUGUUCUGCCAAGGGAAGGCUUGGCCAGCUGAGACAGGAAAGGAAAGGGUCUCCCAUGGAUGCUGCAGACUGCACUUCAGUGCUCUCCAUCCUCCUGGCUCUGAGCUCCCGUGCAAACCGAGACUGUUCGUGUUAUAAAGAUAAUAUAUCCUAAGGGCCACGUCAUUUUCAUGGGGU
Molecule: messenger RNA, 1383 nt
Organism: Mauremys mutica (yellowpond turtle)
Lineage: Eukaryota; Metazoa; Chordata; Testudines; Geoemydidae
Gene: CCDC42
Product: coiled-coil domain containing 42
Exons: 7
Coding region: 223-1188 (321 amino acids)
Biological process (GO): spermatid development
Source: RefSeq, a predicted model, not a curated record